Messenger RNA from Tarenaya hassleriana, 2565 nucleotides. RefSeq names its product calmodulin-binding protein 60 C. Lineage: Eukaryota; Viridiplantae; Streptophyta; Magnoliopsida; Brassicales; Cleomaceae. Gene Ontology annotation, cellular component: nucleus. The record is from RefSeq and is a predicted model, not a curated record. Gene Ontology annotation, molecular function: sequence-specific DNA binding; calmodulin binding; DNA-binding transcription factor activity. Gene Ontology annotation, biological process: regulation of salicylic acid biosynthetic process.
CCCCUUUGGUUUAAAGGUCUUCGAUUUUCUCUCGUUUUCUUUCUAUCCAAACGCCAAUUCGUCGAGCAUUUCUUCCUUCCCCCUGAUUGUUUCUGUUACUUUUUUCCCCUGUUUCCUGCGUUGCUUUCAGUUGGGUUUGUGAGGAAACGUUUGUUGACUCUAUCUUGUUGGAUCGAUCGUGUGGGAUCCUCCGAUUUUGAUCUGAAAGAGGGAGAUCUAGGAGGAGUUUAAAGCUCGAUUCGUGAAUUUAUUUGGGUCGAGAGUUUGAAAUCGGAUCAGGGUUUUUGCUGGUUUUGAUCUGUAGGAUCGGAAAAAUCGGGGGAUUUUGUCGGCGCAAAUUGGGGAAAAUAUGCAGACUAGGUAUAUGGAGAGGACUAAUAGUAUGAGCAGAGGGAAGAGGAAAUCGGAGGAAGAAAAUCCGCAGACGGAGAGGAAGCGACCUGCUCUUGCCAGUGUAAUCGUGGAGGCCCUGAAGAUGGAUAGUUUGCAGAGGAUUUGCUCGUCUUUGGAACCGAUUCUUCGCCGCGUUGUAAGUGAAGAAGUGGAACGAGCCUUAGCCAAACUAGGCCCUGCUACACUUAAUGGAAGGUCUUCUCCAAAACAAAUUGAGGGUCUCGACGGGAGGAAUUUGCAGCUGCAGUUCAGGUCGAGGUUGUCUGUUCCUUUAUUUACUGGAGGAAAAGUAGAAGGGGAACAAGGUGCUGCAAUCCAUGUUGUGUUGGUUGAUUCGACAACUGGGCAUGUGCUUACGACAGGAUCUGAAGCUUCUGCAAAGCUCGAUGUUGUAGUGCUGGACGGUGAAUUCAGCAAGGAAGAUGAUGAGGGUUGGACCGAAGAAGAAUUUGAGAGCCACUUGGUGAAAGAGAACUCGACAAAGAGACCUCUUCUGACUGGUGACUUGCAGGUGACUCUGAAAGAAGGUGUGGGGACUUUGGGAGAGCUUAUUUUUACAGACAACUCGAGUUGGAUAAGAUGCAGAAAAUUCAGGUUAGGUUUGAAGAUCGCAUCUGGGUAUUGUGAGGGGAUGCGUAUACGUGAGGCAAAGACAGAAGCUUUCACUGUGAAGGACCAUCGUGGAGAGUUGUAUAAGAAGCAUUAUCCACCUGCAUUGAACGAUGAGGUUUGGAGGUUGGAGAAGAUCGGGAAGGAUGGGGCUUUCCACAAGAAACUGAAUAAAGCAGGAAUAUACAAUGUUGAAGACUUCCUGAGGCUUUUGGUCAAGGAUUCUCAGAAAUUGCGGGCUAUUCUUGGAAGUGGCAUGUCGAACAGGAUGUGGGAUGCACUUGUGGAGCAUGCAAAAACAUGCGCCAUGAGCGGAAUGCUUUACGUUUAUUAUCCUGAAGAAUCGAGGGAUAUCGGUGUUGUUUUCAACAACAUUUAUGAGCUCAGUGGCCUCAUUUCUGGAAAGCAAUAUUUCCCGGCUGAUUCUCUUUCGGACAAUCAAAAGGUUUACGUUGAUGGGUUGGUGAAGAAAGCAUAUGAAAACUGGGAUCAAGUCAUAGAGUAUGAUGGCCAGUCUCUGAUGGAUUUCAAUCAAGCUAGGAAAGCAGGUUCGUCAAAAAGCCAACAACUCUUGUUGGGUAAUGAGAAUUAUCCCAUGCCGAUGGCAAUUCCGGGCCAGCAGUCUUCAUCUCAUUCAGACAUAACGGUUGAAGCUUCAGUGUACGAUGGAAACCCUGCUGCUGGUUACCAAUCUCAAUCCCAGCUUGAUAAUUCUAGCUCAUAUUCUCACUUUGGGAAUGUAUCGUUUGCAACACAAGACCACUUGAUCAGCAAUCCUAAUGAAUCCCAAAGCAUGAUGAACAGCAAUGGUGCUGUAAGACUGGCACUCGGUCCUCCACAGUUGUCUCCCACGGGAUUCCAAACGACGCCGGUUUCCUCCUCCACUAUGCGGGCACAGCCUUCUAAUAUCAACUCUUUUGAUGAUUGGUCAAACACCCACGAAAGAGGAGCUGAGGAGUUCUUAUCAGAGGAAGAGAUUCGGGCCAGGAGUAAUGAAAUUCUCGAGAACGAUGAUAUGCAGCAGCUGUUGAGACUCUUUAGCAUGGGAGAUCAGCAAGCCUCCAAUGUGCCCGACGACGGUUAUGGAUUCCAUUCGUUCAUUCACUCUCCUAUGCCCAAUUUCGAGGACCGGACUCAAUCGGGAAAGGCUGUUGUCGGGUGGCUGAAGAUUAAAGCAGCCAUGAGAUGGGGAUUCUUUGUCAGAAGGAAAGCAGCUGAAAGGCGAGCUCGGAUUGUCGAACUAGAAGAUGGGGAGUAAUAGCUCGGGUUUGACUCUUGACACGAAGGAGAUUCAGAAUCCCGGGGAUUUUCGCUCGGUUCAUUUCGUCUCCGAUCUCUCUCCAUUCCGAAGCAGCAUCCAAAUGCUUCUUGGAGAGUUUUACAUGUACAGUUAAGUUUUUUUUCUUCCCUUCAUGCUUGUUUGGGUUAAUUUCCACUUGGAGCUUUGUAAUGUUUGUUUUUAAGAGGCAGACACUAGAAAGUAGCUGUCGCAGUUCUUGUUGGCAAAAACUGAACUGAAAGCUUGAUUGCUUAUUAUUGUUAUUAUGUCUCUCUGUUCUGUUU